Molecule: messenger RNA, 1641 nt
Organism: Polychytrium aggregatum
Lineage: Eukaryota; Fungi; Chytridiomycota; Chytridiomycetes; Polychytriales
Product: Sel1 repeat protein
Exons: 1
Coding region: 94-1254 (386 amino acids)
Molecular function (GO): protein binding
Source: RefSeq, a predicted model, not a curated record
UGGCUGCAUUUCACCGGCAUCGGCAUCACAAAGAGUGACACCGAGGCAUUCGCCUACUGGCAACUGGUCCACGACAAGUCGACUGACGCCAUCAUGAAACCCAUUGCCACGUUCAUGAUGGGCUGGUGUUGCUACCUCGGCCGCGGAACUCGCCGUGAUGAGAUAAAGGCGAACCAAUGGCUUAUCGAGAGUCGCACACCCGAUUUUGAACUCGGAGAGUACUCAGUUCGACUCACCACCCUGAUCGCGUCAUCGAAACCAGCGGCAGUUCGACUAUUUGAACUCUGUCAAUUUGGAUCGCAGCACGAUUGGCUUUGCAAGCAUUUGGUUGCACGAUUCAUGGUCGGUGGCUUUGGAACAGUCGAUGACCGCCAAGCCGCCGCGUGUCUGUUUCAAGAGCUCGCCGAUCAAGGACAUGCAAUGAGCCAGUGCCUUCUCGCGAAAUGUUAUGCCGAGGGAUAUGGUGUCGACCGGGACGAUACCAAGGCACUAGAGUGGUUCACCAAAUCGGCCGAGAAAGGCAACUCCUGUGGUCAAAACGCAGUUGGCGUCGGCUGCUCCAACGGCCAAGGAGUCACCCGAGACUAUGACAGGGCUGUGGAGUGGUACACCAAGUCGGCCAAUCAGGGGAAUGUAGAUGCGCAGAACAACCUCGGCGUCUGCUACUACAAAGGCAACGGUGUCGCCCAGGACUUUUCCAAGGCAUUCGAGUGGUUCACCAAAGCCGCCAAUCAAGGAUACGCAGGUGCCCAGUUCAAUCUCGGCGUCUGCUAUGAGAAUGGCCAAGGUGUUGACCAAGACAAUGCCAAGGCUGUCGAAUGGUAUACUAAGGCCGCCGGUCAGGGGAAUGCAAACGCCCAGUUCGGCCUCGGCGUCUGCUACUACAAAGGCAACGGUGUCGCCCAGGACUACACCAAGGCAGCCGAGUGGUACAACAAGGCCGCCAAUCAGGGCAAUUGCAAUGGUCAGUUCAACCUCGGAAGAUGCUACUCCUACGGUAGUGGUGUCGCCCAGGACGAUGCACUGGCUGUUGAAUGGAUCACCAAGUCUGCAAGUCAGGGACAUUCUGCAAGCCAAGAAUGGCUUGAUAUUCGUAAUCAAUAUGCAAAUUCGAUUACUGGACGUAUAAACAAGUUUAUCGAGACCAAGCACGAUUUUGAGUUUCGCUUCUGGAUGAUCCCAUCUGUUAUUCUUUUGAUUGCAAUUCUGUGGAAUAUGAGUCAACCUUCAAAAUCCGCCUUGGAAAUCUCGUAAGCGACCCCCAACGAUACCAUCGGCGCUGUAUCAAAUCGUUUGACAUAGUCGAGCGAACGGCCCAAACAGGAAAUAUCCGCGUUCAGUUUCAGCCGCGCCAACUGCGACGAUGAAGGCAAUGGCGUCACCCAGGUCUACGCCAAUGAUGUUCAGUGGUAUACCAAGUUGGCCAAUCAGGGAUACCCAUGGUCAAGACAACCCGGCAUCUGCUACCGCGACGGCAAGGGUAUCUUUAAGGGUAACAAAACAGCCAGAUCCUGGUAUCAAAAAGCAGAUGCACAGGCCAACGGCUACGUCCAACCAGUCACAACAACCUCAUAGUUACACAUCCCUUCCGUGAACCUCCUUGCGCCAGUUGAACUUGCCAAUAUAGUCUUUCUCUACCAA